Molecule: messenger RNA, 4148 nt
Organism: Lytechinus pictus (painted urchin)
Lineage: Eukaryota; Metazoa; Echinodermata; Echinoidea; Temnopleuroida; Toxopneustidae
Product: dnaJ homolog subfamily C member 25 homolog
Exons: 11
Coding region: 222-1217 (331 amino acids)
Biological process (GO): protein folding
Cellular component (GO): endoplasmic reticulum membrane
Source: RefSeq, a predicted model, not a curated record
GAUGAUGAUAUGAUGGUACCAGUAGUAGUGGUGUUUCACUGUGGCGAACGAUUCUAGGCCUACAUAUGAUGACGAUUCAUGACUUGAUUGCAUGCGUUUCCAACUUCUGAUGCCUAUUUGAGGGAAUUUUUUCGAGCACGGGGGCGUCUGGAUCUCCGCGUUUGACGAAACCGUGAAAACGCCAUCUACUCUUCGAAUAAGGCCUAGGUUUCAAUUCAAACAUGGCGCCAUACAGUGGAAUCUUUAUUCUGUUAUCAGUUUUUGUCACAUUUCAUUGCUGCGAUGCCAUGAUAGAUGGGCUUUACUGUGGAAAAGAAAACUGUUACGACGUUCUUGGUGUCUCCAAGGAUGCAGAAAAGUCUGAAAUAGCCAAGAAUUACAGACAGCUCGCUAGAAAGUACCAUCCAGACAAGAAUAAGGAUGCUGGUGCAGAAGAACAAUUCCAAGCAAUAGCCACUGCCUAUGAAAUCUUGCGAGAUGAGGAGCAGCGAAAAGACUAUGAUUACAUGCUGGACAAUCCAGAUGAGGUUUAUAGGCAUUACUACAGAUAUUACAGACGCAGGGUAGCACCGAAGGUUGAUGUGCGGAUCGUCAUCGCUGUUUCCAUCAGUGUCGUCUCCGCAAUACAGUAUUUUAGUUGGUGGUCUAGGUAUAAUACUGCUAUAAAGUAUCUGGUUACUGUUCCAAAAUACAGACUUAGGGCACAGGAUAUUGCCAAAAAGCAAGGUUUACUGAAUGACUCGGUCAGAAAACGAGGGAGGAAGAGCAAGGAAGCAAUGCGAGAAGAAGAGGAACAAAUUCUAAGACAAGUAGUAGAAGAUAAUGCUGAUAUAAGGGGAGGAUACAGUAAACCAAAAAUUACAGAUGUUUUAUGGAUCCAGUUGAUACUGCUUCCUGUCACAAUAGCAAAAUAUUUCUACUGGUACGCUCGGUGGACGUGGAAAUUUACGAUACUAAGGGAGCCGUUCGGCCUGGAAGAGAAGCACUACGUCAUUAGAAAAUACAUGCGGGUUACGCAGUUACAAUAUGAAGGUAUAGAGGAAGCAGAAAAGGUGAUGUUUUUGAAACGAGAAUUAUGGAUACCUGAAAAUUUCAAGGUUUACAAGCAAGAAAAAGAGGAGCAGAUGAAAGCCGAUCUUGCUGAGAAUAGUCGAUAUAAAAGCUACCGCAGGUACAUGAAAAACCAUGGCUCGGGCAGAAUGACCUUUCAGGAAUAAAAUGUUAAGUUGGAGUAACCUCGAAAAUAUGGUUUAUUUUCAAUUGAUUUCAUGCUAAUUCGUCCAAUUACCAACUCGUCUACUUUCAUUUGGACUAUCAUCGGUUCGUCCACUGUCCACAUGGUCUAAUUGCCAUUUCCUCUAAUAACCAGUCAGUGGUCCAAUAGCCAUUUAGUCCAUAUACCAUUUGGUCUAAUUGGACUAAGUGGUUACCUCUUUGCCUGCCACAGACAGAAUCACUCCUGUGCCACAUAUUUCAAGGUGCAACCUGAAGAGGGGUUUUGCAUGGACUAUGCUAAUUCAGCUCACAAUAGCUUUUGAUUGGUUUAUUGAAUGAAAUUGGAUUCGGAAAAAGUACUUAUGGAUGCUUUGAAAACAGAAUCACUAUGAAUUCAAGCUCAACUCAAAUUAGGAAUUUUUGGGGUCAAUUGUGGCACGUUGUUAGAAUAAUCCUUCACUCUCUAUGUAUGAAUACCAUUGAUUCAUCUAUUGACAUAAAUUUGUUUUUGAUAUGCCUCUUCAAAGUGCCUUUUCUCUCGGUGAUGGGGACCGUUUCAUCAACAUUUUUUCUCUGACAGACAAGUUGUCAGAUCUGACAACUUUCCUUGAUUCUGAUUGGCUGAUAAGCACUGUUACUAUGGUAACUGCUGGACAAGUCCUUUCAUGCAAGGCUCCCCAGUAAUAUGUUAGUUUAUAUUUUGAUAUUAUGUUGUGAAGAUGAAUUGCAGAUGUGUCUGCUAUUAAAGGUCGAGUCCACCCCAUACAAAUCUUGAUUUGAAUAAUUAUAGAAAAUCAACUAGCAUAAUGCUUAAAAUUUCAUCAAAAUCGGAUGUAAUAUAUUAAGAAAGUUAUGACAUUUUAAAGUUUCGCUUAUUUUACACAAAAGUGUGAUAUGCACAAUUCAGUGACAAGCACAUGAGACAGUCAAUGAUGUCCUUCACUCACGAUUUCUUUUGUUUGUUAUUGUUUGAAUUGUACAAUAUUUAAUUUUUACUGAUAUGAUAAUAAGGACCAACUUGACUGAAUCAUAUAGUAUUUAACAAUGCCAAUUACACAUAUUCAGGGAGGAAUUAAUCAUUGUUUCACUUGACAAUGAGGAGAAAAUUAGAAUAUUUCAUAUUACAAAUAAAAAGAAAUGGUGAGUGGAUGACAUAACCAGUCUUCUCAUUUGCAUACCGACCAGGAUGUGCAUGAAAUUAAGCAAAAUUUUGAAUGUCAUAACUUUCCUAUUUUACAUCUGAUUUUGAUGAAAUUUUCAGUGUUAUGCUUGUUGGAUUUUUCUCAUUUUAAUCAAAUCACCUUUUUGUUGGGGUGGACCUGUCCUAUAAGUAAAUCAUAUUAGGAUCACAGAAAUCUGUUUAAAAUUUGAUGAAACUCAACUUAUUGAUGUAUAACGCAUGACUGCUUAUUAAAGGUUGAAAUGUGCACACUCGCUGUAAUGAUGUUAAAUAUCUAAUAUUUGAAAAUGUGUGCAGUGGUGGAUUUGUGGGUCUACAAAUGGUCAUGAUGCCUUUUCAGUCGAUUUAUAUUUCUUUCAUAGUUUGAUUACACUUGAAAAUGUACAAUUUCUUAUCGUUCCUCUGAUAUUCAUACAUACCUGAAGCACUUGAAAUAAGGGUUAUCUAUUUAUUUCCUCAUCAUUAAUUGUUUUGAAAACAAGCAUUUAUAAUAAUACAAAUUAUAUCAUUUCAGUGCAUAUUGAGCUUGAAUUAUACCCCUCUUCGAUUAUUUUUUACGUUUCACGGCACCUUUACGAAAGAUUGUACAAAAACAGAUAAUAAUGACACUAUAAGGGGAGGACUCGAUACUUUGGCAAUUUUGUGAAAUGCUGAAUUUUGUAUAUGGGGAAGGUCACCCAAUUGCGUUGGGAAGGUAAACGUGGCAUAUCUGCAGAGGAGUUGUGUAUCAACGGAAACCAAAAUACAAGGAUAGAAUCAAUCUUAUCAGAAAGUAUAAAAUGAGAGGAGCAAUCUAAAACUUGGUUUUAUCGAAAUUGGUUAUAGAAUAAGCGGGUUAUGGAAGUUUGAAAAGUCUUGUACUUUCUAUGGGGAUCCUCAAAUUGGCAAAUGUCCUUCAAAAUGGCUGCUUUUGUUGACAAAUCUCCAUUUGUUUAGUACACAAAUUCUGAUAUUUUCUCCUCUACUUCACAUUAUCUCCUUCUGACCUUGACAUGUGGUGUGAAUUAUUUUUUCCCCAUGACAUAUGCAUGUAUUAUGCUCAGAAGGAGACAAGAUGCAAUUCGAAAGAUACUGAAGGAAAUCUGAAAAUUUGUGUACAGAAGGAAUGGAGGGUUCUCCACAGAAUCUGCCAUUCUGAAGCAUGUUGGCCAAUUUGAGGAUCCCCAUAGAAAGAACAACAAGACUUUUUAAAUGUCCAUAACUUGCUUACUCAACAACCAAUUUUGAUGAAACAAGAUUGCUACUCUCAUUCUAUUCUUUCUGACAAGAUGGAUUCUCUUAGGUAAGUUUCCUUUAGACGUGGAGGGGGGGGGGUUAUAGGGGGUUAUGACAUCAGCCCAUCUAAUGAAUAUUCAUGAAGACAUGCCCUGAUUUCUUUCACGGGAAUAAUGCAAAUCUUUAAAAUUCAAUAACCUCGCUAUUUGAUUUUGAUCAAAUUUUCAGCAUUUUGCUCUGAAUUUUACUCUAUUUAUUAAGAUAUAAAUAUUUUCUGCCUGGACCAUCCCUUUAAGUGUCCAGUCUUCCCCUUGUAGUAUACCUGGGGCCUGCUUCACGAAACUUGUUAUAAUAACAAAUUGGCAAAACCAGUUUAAAGCUACUGAAAUCAUUCUAUUUGAUUCGCUGAUAGUAGACUUGUUAUUGAUAUUGUGCAUUUGUUAUUAUAACAAGUCCUUAUGACACAGGACCCUAAUGAUAUCCACAUCUUUACCUUGCAAACACCAUCUAUGGAAAAUAAAAUUCUUUAUGAACUGAA